AUGGUUAUGAAGUCUGCUGAGGUUUCUGAUUCUGCUAUGCUUCAAAGAGAAGCAAUGGUUCUUAACAACUUCCAUGCUUGUCCCUACAUCUAUCGUUGUUUUGGGGAAGAAAUCAUGACCGGUUAUUGCAAUUGCAUUAUUUAUAACAUUCUCUUGAAGUAUGGCUCUGGUGGAACCCUAGCUGAUUUGAUCAAGAAAAGUGGUGGCAGAGCAUUGCUUGAAUCUGAGUCCGGAUCACUAUACAACAAGGUUGUUUCAAUUAGUUCUAGUGUUGGGAUUGAGUAUGUGGCUAAGGUUGAUGAUUUUGGGUUGGCAAAGACAGAAAAGCAGAUGAGGAAGAUGAUGACAAUGUCAAAAUCUUAUAAAUUGAGAGGAUAUUUUCGGUGUUUGUCGCCAUAG
Molecule: messenger RNA, 399 nt
Organism: Camellia sinensis
Lineage: Eukaryota; Viridiplantae; Streptophyta; Magnoliopsida; Ericales; Theaceae
Source: RefSeq, a predicted model, not a curated record